AUGCGUGUUUCUCGCCGUCUGAUGUUACUUCUCGCGGCGGUGGCGUUCGCCGUGACUGGGUUUGCGUCGCCGGAGUUUCACUCGUCGUUUGCGCAAUACGCAUCUGGUCCGGCCAAGAUUCUGACUCUGGAGAGAGCUUUUCCUCUCGACGAGCCAGUAGAGCUCAGUGAACUCAGGGCUCGUGACCGUGUCAGACACGCGCGAAUCUUACUGGGCGGUGGAGGAGGUCGACAAAACUCCGUUGGUGGUGUCGUCGACUUCCCUGUUCAAGGCUCUUCCGAUCCUUACCUUGUCGGGCUUUAUUUCACAAAGGUGAAACUGGGUUCUCCUCCUACAGAAUUCAAUGUUCAGAUUGAUACUGGAAGUGACAUCUUGUGGGUUGCUUGUAGUUCUUGCAGUAAUUGCCCUCACACUAGUGGACUUGGAAUCGAUCUCCAUUUCUUUGACGCUCCUGGUUCCUUGACUGCUGGCUCUGUUACUUGUUCAGAUCCUAUUUGUUCUUCGGUUUUUCAGACAACAGCAGCACAAUGUUCUGAGAACAACCAGUGUGGUUACUCCUUUCGAUAUGGCGAUGGAAGUGGGACUUCAGGUUACUACAUGACUGACACGUUCUAUUUUGAUGCGAUUUUGGGAGAGUCUUUGGUUGCAAACUCAUCUGCUCCCAUUGUUUUUGGCUGUAGUACCUAUCAAUCUGGGGACUUGACAAAGUCAGACAAAGCAGUGGAUGGUAUAUUUGGUUUUGGCAAGGGAAAAUUGUCAGUUGUUUCUCAGUUGUCAUCUCGAGGGAUUACACCGCCAGUGUUUUCUCAUUGCCUGAAAGGAGAUGGUAGUGGUGGUGGGGUCUUUGUCCUUGGCGAGAUAUUGGUCCCAGGAAUCGUUUACAGUCCUCUUGUCCCGUCACAACCUCACUAUAACUUAAUUCUGCUGAGCAUUGACGUGAAUGGACAGAUGCUGCCCAUCGAUGCAGCAGCGUUUGAAACAUCAAAUACCCGUGGAACUAUUGUUGACACGGGAACCACUUUGACAUAUCUGGUGAAGGAGGCUUAUGAUCCCUUUCUCAAUGCUAUAACAAACAGCGUGUCACAGUUGGCAACACCGAUAAUUUCUAAUGGAGAACAGUGCUAUUUGGUCUCAACUAGCAUAAGUGAUAUGUUCCCUCCGGUUAGUCUCAAGUUUGCUGGUGGUGCAUCAAUGAUGUUAAGACCUCAGGACUAUUUAUUUCAUUAUGGUUUCUACGAUGGUGCAUCGAUGUGGUGCAUUGGGUUUAUGAAAGCUCCAGAAGAGCAAACUAUUUUAGGAGAUCUUGUCCUUAAAGAUAAAGUCUUUGUGUAUGAUAUUGCUCGGCAACGGAUUGGAUGGGCAAACUAUGAUUGUUCGAUGUCUGUGAAUGUAUCAGUAACUUCGGGAAAGGAUCUAGUAAACUCAGGGCAGACAUGCUUGAACAUUUCAACAAUGGAUAUGCUCUUAAAACUGUUUUCUAGCAUCCUAUUGGCUCUACUUGUCUGUAUUGUCUUCUCCUUGACGUAA
Molecule: messenger RNA, 1527 nt
Organism: Arabis nemorensis
Lineage: Eukaryota; Viridiplantae; Streptophyta; Magnoliopsida; Brassicales; Brassicaceae
Source: the annotation of a GenBank genome assembly